GGGGGGAGGAAACGAGAGCGAGAGAGAGGGAGAGAGGACGGCGUUUUAUCAGCCAAGUGCAGCCUGAAUCGUGAGGAGCGGACGAUGGGGGGAAAAAAUCCCUCUCCUGUUUCCUUUCCUCCAGCAUCACCUUCAUUAAGAUGUAGACCGGUGCGCGUCCAGAAACCCGGAGCCUGCUGGUCACAGGAGAAUCCUUCUUCCAACAGUUCUUAGUAAAGAACCAAACACAUUUUGGAUUUACAGCGCACUUGUUCUGAACUAAAAGGGGCUCCUUAUUUCUUUCCACGCGUUUGGAGGUGUUGGACCGCAUCAGAGCUGAGUUUUUACCUCUGGAGUGAGAAGUGCACCAGUUUGAUUUCCCAACGCUGGAACAUCAGGAUUCUCUGUCCUUAUGGGGCUUUUAGGAGGACUGGACCUUAUCCUAACGGGACGUAACGCGAACAGGAAUAUUGUGUGAAGGAAGAAAUAAAAGCGCAACGAAUGGGAUUCUUCUCUAACGAUGACAGACCUCUCUACAUAAUCAACCCUUAAACCACGGUCGCCACCGCGCCGCUACUCCUGCGUCUACAACUCAGAAUGACAGACACUCUUCAGUGAAUGGCGGCUCCACCCCCGAGAACUGAUGUUUGAAAAUGAGAGUGUUCAUCUUUCUUUCAGAGGAUGCUGACGGGACCUUUUUGUGGAGUGUUUUCCAUCUAGUGAGGAAUAUUUCUCAGAUGUGCAGGAAGAAAAUGAAUGACUGCUAUCGUUCCUCUGGAUGGUUGGAGCUCACUGGGUUAUGAAAAGGCUGUUAUCAACUGCAACCAUCUUCUGCACAAGUCACCCUGGAUUUUGUUUGUGUUUGCAUCUGCAUGGCAUAAGUGGAAAAGCUUAACUGAACAUAUUUUCAUUAAGGAUAAAAAAAAAAAAAAAACUAAGCUGAGAACUGGCAAUCAUGUCUCAGUGGAGGCACCACUCAGAAACUUGGAGUGCUUUCGUUCAGACUGCCAGGAACAGGGGCAGGAGGAUGGGAUGUGAACCAAUUAGAAGUUCACUGGGCAUGGGCUUCUGGGUGUUUACACUAACAUGGGUCGGACUGCUGCUUCUGCUGUGUCCUGUUGCCGUGUUGGCCGAGAAACUGGAUGAGAAUGACCCGGUGGUCACAACCGCCUACGGCAGGCUGCGCGGCAUCAAGAAGGAGCUCAACAAUGAGAUCUUGGGGCCCGUCAUCCAGUUUCUGGGCGUCCCUUAUGCCACCCCGCCCACUGGCGAGCGCCGUUUCCAGCCUCCGGAGCCGCCAGCAUCAUGGUCGGACAUUCACAAUGCCACGCACUUUGCCCCAGUGUGUCCUCAGAGCAUUGUGGAGGGUCGCCUGCCAGACGUUAUGUUGCCAGUUUGGUUCACCAACAGCAUCGAUGUGGUGUCCACUUACGUUCAGGACCAGAGCGAGGACUGCCUCUAUCUCAACAUCUAUGUUCCCACUGAGGAUGUCAAAAGAAUAUCCAAGGAAUGUGCCAGGAAACCGGGCAAGAAAAUAUGUAAACAAGGAGGUCCCCUUACAAAGAAACACACUGAUGAUUUAAGUGAUAGUGACCGCACGGAAGAUGAAGAUAUUAGGGAGAGUGGAAGCCCCAAGCCGGUGAUGGUUUUUAUCCACGGGGGUUCUUACAUGGAAGGAACUGGAAAUAUGUUUGACGGCAGCAUCCUAGCCAGCUAUGGGAACGUCAUCGUUAUUACAGUCAACUACCGCCUGGGCGUCCUAGGGUUCCUGAGUACAGGUGACCAAGCAGCCAAAGGGAACUAUGGUUUGUUGGAUCAGAUCCAGGCCCUGCGUUGGACUAGUGAGAACAUAGCAGCCUUUGGUGGUGACCCGCUACGCAUCACCGUGUUUGGCUCGGGUGCUGGGGCAUCAUGUGUGAAUCUCCUCACUCUUUCUCACUAUUCAGAAGGCAACCGCUGGAGCAACUCCACUAAAGGCCUUUUUCAAAGGGCCAUUGCCCAGAGUGGGACAGCUCUAUCCAGCUGGGCUGUCAGUUUCCAGCCAGCCAAGUAUGCGCGGAUGUUGGCCCGUAAGGUGGGCUGUAACCUGGAGGACACAGUGGAACUUGUGGUGUGCCUGCAAAGAAAACAUUACAAGGAGCUCGUAGAUCAAGACAUCCAGCCAGCCCGCUACCACAUUGCUUUUGGCCCAGUCAUUGAUGGAGAUGUAAUACCUGAUGACCCUCAGAUACUGAUGGAGCAAGGUGAGUUUCUCAACUAUGACAUAAUGCUAGGAGUGAACCAGGGUGAGGGCCUAAAGUUUGUGGAGCUCAUCGUUGACAAUGACAAUGGUGUCCAGGCCAAUGACUUUGACUAUGCAGUGUCCAGCUUUGUUGAUGACCUCUAUGGUUACCCAGAGGGUAAAGACAUCCUGCGUGAGACCAUCAAGUUUAUGUACACGGACUGGGCCGACAGGCACAACCCGGAGACCCGGCGGAAGACUUUGCUGGCCCUUUUUACUGAUCACCAGUGGGUGGCACCGGCUGUAGCAACAGCUGAUCUGCACUCAAGUUUUGGGUCGCCAACAUACUUUUAUGCCUUCUACCAUCACUGUCAGACGGAACAGGUACCACCGUGGGCAGACGCAGCGCAUGGAGAUGAGAUCCCAUAUGUGUUUGGGCUGCCGAUGAUUGGGCCGACAGAGCUGUUUCCAUGCAACUUCUCCAAGAAUGAUGUGAUGCUGAGUGCUGUUGUCAUGACCUACUGGACAAAUUUUGCCAAGACCGGGGACCCAAACCAACCUGUACCACAAGACACCAAGUUCAUCCACACAAAGCCCAAUCGCUUUGAAGAAGUGGCGUGGACACGCUACAACCAGAAGGACCAGCUCUACCUGCACAUCGGCCUGAAGCCUCGGGUCAAAGAGCACUACCGGGCAAACAAGGUCAACCUAUGGUUGGAGCUGGUUCCUCAUCUGCACAGCCUCAAUGAGGUCACCCCACUCAUCCCUACCACUACCAAGAUUCCUCCUCCAGAAGCCACUAACCGCACACCAAAAACCAAAGUUCUGGUAACCAAGCGCCCAAACCCAACUCCGUUCCCCACCGAGACGCAGGGCAGCCACAACCAGCCUCACCUGGUGGACCAGCGGGACUACUCCACAGAACUUUCGGUGACUAUUGCUGUUGGAGCUUCUUUGCUUUUUCUCAACAUCCUGGCCUUUGCUGCUCUUUACUAUAAAAAGGACAAACGGCGGCAUGACGUCCACCGGCGCUGCAGCCCCCAGCGGAGCGCCGCCAACGACCUGGCUCACACUCAGGAGGAAGAGAUCAUGUCUCUGCAGAUGAAGCAGCACUCCGACCUGGACAGGGACUGCAGAGGGGUGGGGGACUCCCUCCACCCGCAUGACGUGGUCCUGAGGACUGCCUGCCCCCCAGACUACACCCUGGCUAUGAGGCGCUCGCCAGACGACAUCCCGCUCAUGACACCAAACACCAUAACCAUGAUCCCCAGCACCAUGGGAGGCCUCACCUCACUCCACUCCUUUAACACAUAUCCCAGCAGUGGGCAGAACAACACUCUGCCUCAUCCGCACCCACACUCACACUCCACCACCCGGGUAUAGCCCAGUGGAUGGACCAAUACAGGCAGGACUCUGGCGGCUCAGGCAACAAGCUAACUGCAGCACUGCAGCGGAGAGUCCAGGCCGACCUGCUGAAAAACAGACUUUUCAGGAGUUAAACCACCGGCCCGGAGUUGCCAAAUACAGAUGGAAUUACACUGGAAUUAUACCACAUUCUGUUAAUACCGGAGGAAAUAUAAUAAAAGGUUUCAGAUGCUUUGGAUCAGAGGAUCAAAAAAUAAUAAUAUUAGUAAUUAUGGUUUUGUAGAAAAAAAAUGGAAAGAUAUGAGGGGAAAAAAAAGUUACAGCAGAACAACGUCUCACAAGCCGAAACAUUUGAGAGAGAUGUUUUUUUAUCAUUAUUUUUGUUCUGGUAUUACAGCAACAAAAAGGAACAGUGAAACACUUUUUCUCUCUAGCGACAGCUAUGGCCUUCGGGAUUUUCUGACAAACGACUGCUUGACAGUAUUAUCUGGAAGCAGCGCGGAGCAUCAGACACGCCUUGGAGGUGAGAAGAGGGGAGCACUUUGUAAAGGAAAGAAAACAUAUUGUUUUCCUUUGGCAUUACUCUGCAGAACACUCUGUUUGUGGGGCACAAAGCAGACGUCGUGCAAACCAAUCGAGGCAUGUCUGAGGGUCGUAAAUGGAGGCUGUGUAAGAUAAGCCAAAAGCAGCAGAGUAAAGCGAAGGACUGAAAACUUUAAGAUAAAGUGACCCUGUAUGCACAACAGAACCAUUUUGAGGAGAAAAAAAUAUCUUGCAAAUCCUUUUCAUCCUUUUAUUUUUGAUUGAAACAAUUUUAUUGUAUAGGACCUAUUUACAUAUCUAAGCACCAAGGCUGUUUAAGCCCACUUCUCUUGGGCGAGGUGUUCACACUGCAACCUGCCAGUCGGACCGGGACGUAGGAAGUGAGAACGCACCGAGCGGCUUUCUGGCAGUUCCAACUUCAACACAGAGAGCUGGGGGAACAAAGGAUAAUUGGGAUAUUUUAGCACGAUGCGCAUGACAAUUUACCUGCUUGAUGGCUGCUCUGCUGAUUAUGUCAUUAAUAAGAAUAAUUUUCACCCUGUUCUUUGUGUUGGAGAGAUUCAAGACCUAUUUCCUUAUUGGAUUACUAGAAAACACAAUGCUCUCACGGAACCUUGGGGAAUGCAGUCCCGGUUUGUGGAUGUCACUGGAUGGAUUUAGAUAGUAAAACAAAACAAAAAUAAAUUGGGGGUGGGCAUAUGGUAAAGAUUUCUUGCAUAACAUAAUAUAGCUUGAGUGGGCUGGACAUAUAAGGACUAGUUUUGUACUCUAUGUGUUGGUACUACUUUUUGAUAGUGGGUAAAUCACAUUACAUUGUAUCAAUCAAACCCAUUGUACCUUCAGUUGAAAUCAAUGUUUUUUGCUGUUCUACCUAUUGGAGCACCGGACCGGACCGUGUCAAAGUAAUUACCUGCACUGUUUAUUCCAUUGACCUCUCUUCAUCUCAAUGCCCCCCCCAAAAAAUCGACACUUCAAGAUAAAAAAGUAACACAGUGGAACCCAAUUGGUAAGGAAAAUGGAGGGUGAAAUGAUUGAAAAAUAUAGCGAAGAAUUCCAUCUCCAGGCGAUGUAGAUUUGCUAAUGAUUUAUCCAACAAAGCUCUGAACUCCAGAGCUACUUAAACAUGACUGCUUAUAGAUGUGUAAUUCAAGAUAAAAGCCAGACAGAUCACACGGGGUGGAAGUCGACGGAAAUGCGCAGCAGGAGGCUGAGAGGAAGAGUGAGGAUCAGGCUGGGUCAAUUCCCACGAUGCACUUUUUAUGUAGUUUUCAUCAUUAGCCAAGUUGAAUCAAGUUAGGUGGUACUUUGUGUUGGAGAGAUGUCGGUGUGUCUGCCAGUAAAGCAGGAUGAUCAAAAGCAAAAAGUCUUACCUCUUCAACUUAAUGCCUUUUUUUGCUUUUUUCCUAUACACACACAGUGCUGUGCUCCAAAUCUCUGCCAUGGUGUCAGAGUUGAUACCAGGUUCCCACUUCUUUAAAAGGGCAGCUCAGAUUCUGUUAAAAGCUUAUGCGCAGUUAAUGUUUUAUGCACAGCACAUGAAUCUCUUAUCCUCUUAAUUAAGCAUGAACCAAAAUGAAAUCUGUCCCAGAAGCUGACGCUGAUGGCUGGUCCAACAAGAGCCAAGACCGAGGUGGACAUCUACUGUCCUAACACACAACCCCAAUCUAGAAAACGUCACAGCAGUUCAGUAGUUGAUAUUUAUGUAAACAGAAGCCAGUAGCUACAUUUCCAUCCAAAUAUCAUGCAUAUUUUAAGCAAACUUUCAAAAUGUUGCUGACUAAAAAAGACAAAGGAAAAGCGAAUUAGGUGUGUUUCCUUCUUCUGGAUCGCAGGCUGUGCAGCCUGGUUGUGAUUCCAUAAGAUGUUGACAACACAUGUAACAAGCAGGAAGUGGAAGGUGAAAACUAGUAUGGACCACGCAUCUUAGAGAAAUGAACAGAGGUUUUCAGGAGUUUGCUGCUAUCUGACAUGUUCUAAUUGUUCUGUUAUGCCAACUAGCAUUGGUGAUGUUGCAAUUCUACCACACGACAGCAGAAACAGCUGAUCAGUCAUGUGAGGGAAAUGUUAUUCAACAAACGUGUCUCCUUCUCUGCUUUAGCCCAUUAACUCAGAAAAGCCAAAAGCCACCUUUUUUUGUUACAAGCAACCUUUUUUAAUGCGAUACUUCAAAAUCCACAUAAAAAACAGUUGAUGUAAUCACGGCCUCUGAUUGUUUACACAUUAAAGGAUUUUGGAUGGUUUGUACACGUGAAACUGACUGAGCACCAAACAUCUGAUUUGUGACUGGUCAGAGUAACUGAUAUGAAAGUAAAUCAGUGUGAAGACCUUGUUUACCUUUCACAGUAAUUCAUGUUUUUCUUUCUUUUUUUUUACUUUAUUUUAAGAACAUAGAAGCAGAAGUCUGCGUUGGUCUUGUUCGCUCUCAGGAUGUUUUCAACCCUCUGAACCAGCUAAUCUGCACUUCUAUUAAAUGAAAACACCAAGAAAGUUUCUAACUGCAAUUUGAAUUUUCUCCCUUCCUUUUGGAAUAAGUUUAAUCUUUUGAAAAUUUGACUUGCUGUUUUAUCUGUAUAGAUCUUUCUGUCUACAUAUUUUUCAUUGUGUUUAGUGCUUCUGUUUUCCAUUCGCCCAUCUUGAGGUUGCUGCUUUGUAUUUUGAGUUGUCGUAAGGAUAAUUUAAUCAACCUUUUAGUAACUAUUCUUUCUCUAAUCUUAAGGUUUCUUGGAAUAGGUGUGACGUACAUUCAAAAUGUUUUGGCUUAAUUGACUAGCCAACUUUCAGGUAAAUAAAAGAAAAGAAAACUA
Poecilia reticulata (guppy) is the source of this 6912-nucleotide messenger RNA. It is a transcript of the gene nlgn1, whose product is annotated as neuroligin 1. Lineage: Eukaryota; Metazoa; Chordata; Actinopteri; Cyprinodontiformes; Poeciliidae. Gene Ontology annotation, cellular component: membrane. Gene Ontology annotation, molecular function: neurexin family protein binding. The record is from RefSeq and is a predicted model, not a curated record.